This is a messenger RNA of Aspergillus steynii IBT 23096, 1789 nucleotides long. RefSeq names its product carbohydrate-binding module family 48 protein. Gene Ontology annotation, molecular function: protein kinase binding. The record is from RefSeq and is a predicted model, not a curated record. Gene Ontology annotation, biological process: signal transduction. NCBI's taxonomy places the organism in Eukaryota, Fungi, Ascomycota, Eurotiomycetes, Eurotiales, Aspergillaceae. The coding region runs from base 1 to 1557 and encodes 518 amino acids. Gene Ontology annotation, cellular component: nucleotide-activated protein kinase complex; nucleus; cytoplasm. The transcript is spliced from 3 exons.
AUGGACGCCUCAUGGAUAGAGUUGACGGUGCGAUCGCCGUUUUCAACCAGCUCUGGACUCAAGCUGGACUCUUUGGGUCGCUGGCUGCUGGCCGGGCCUCACAAUGCGACCGAGGUCUACGUGACGGGGACCUUCGAUGACUGGGGGAAGACGAUCCGGCUGGACAAGAAAGGCGACGUUUUCGAGAAGGAGGUGCAAUUGUCGCCGACGGAGGAGAAGCUGCACUACAAGUUUGUUGUGGACGGCACUUGGACUACCGAUACAACUGCCCCCGAGGAAGACGACGGUAGUAACAAUAUCAACAACGUCCUCUAUCCCGAUCAGAUCCACGAAGAAUCCAAACCAAUCCUCCAGAACGGUGCUGCAGCCAUGUCCGGAGUGACGCCUGACUCCACCACCGCUGCCCUGGCAGGUGGAGUGCCCAAAGAUUCCGGCAAGAACGCCGUUGGCAAUGCCGCCAUCUCGUCGGCGGCUCCAGGGUCGACCACUGCCGACCUGGCCAAGAACGCUCCCUUCGAACAAAGAGCCAACGUGCCGGGCACUUUCCCUGCGACCCCCGGCCUCGACAACGUUUCUGUCAACCCUAUCCCCGCCUCGAGCGGCACGGGCAACCCCAUCUCGUUGAAACCCGGCGAGAAGGUCCCGGAUCCCAGCACGUUCAACUCCAACACGAUCCAGUCCACUGCCCGGACGGAUCAGGCGGGGUACGAGCAAGAUGCCAGCCAUUCCUUGACGGGUGGUCAGGCCAGGGGAACUGGCGAGACCACGGCGGCCGCCGCUCCUCCGACAUCGAAAAACCUUAUUCCCGAGUCGAGCCUCCCCAUGGGCGAAGGCAGUCAGGGCGCCUCCGAUCCCGUCACGAUCCAGUCGGCAGCUCCUACGUCUACUACUGCCGGUCUCGCUGCCGGUGUGCCUCUCGAGUCUCAGAGGAAUCAGGCCAACGGCGGAGUGGGAUCGCCUGUGAGCGAGGUGCCCGACGUGGUGAAAAGCUCCCUCUCCGAAGCUCACCAGUCUCCCGAGGCUGCCACCAGCAAGCCGGCCGUCGACGAGAAGAAAGACUUGGAGAGUGAGCUGCAGAAGAAGGUUCCCCUCGAGGAGUCGAGCGGAGCUCCCGCGCCCACUGUCACUGCCGCGACGUCGGACAAGGCUCCCGGAGCCACGGCGGACCAGGCGCACAGAGCUUCGGCGGCUACAGAGCAACCCCCCGCGGCUACGGGGCCGCCAGUCGACACGACUCAGCUGUCUCCUCGCGCCACCACCCCGACGACCGAAGAGCCCACGGUGACCACGGGGCCCGAGGAAACGGCCAUUCCCAAGGAGCAGGGACCGGGUGCACAGGAACAGAACAAGGAUUUGCCCGCCACCCCAGCCGACCAAGCCAAGGGCGACGCCAAAGACACCGCAGCCGCCGCCAACAACAAGACCACCGAGAAUGCUUCCAAGGGGACCGAGAACGGCUCCAAGGACGCCGACAAGAACGGUACCGGCAAGGAAGAAAAGAAGAAGCGGAAUCGCGCGAGUGGAUUUUUCCACAAGCUCAAGGAGAAGUUGAAAUAGAUUGUUCAUGAGCCGUCGAUGAAGUGAUGUGCACAUUGAGGCCGAGACUGAAUAAUUCGCGAGGGGUGGAACGCUUGUUUUCUGUCGCGUCUGGCUGAUCUGGAUACCUUUUUGUUUUGAUUCUGUUUCUGUCUGCUGUUCUCGCGUUGUGGGUUUUCACUAUACCUUUUCUGUUCCUGUCAUAUUCCUUUGCCUGGUUAGAGCAAUGGUUUAAUAUGCUAGUUAAUCCUAG